UUGGGUGGCUUUCAUGCCAGAUCUUGUUUACAGCAUUGGUUAAUUGGUCUUUAAAUAAAAGUGGUAUUUAACAAAGAACAUAUAGCUGUAAAUUGUCAGUCUAAACGGAUAGAUAAACAGCCAUGGAUCAUCCGCUGGUCAUAUUUGCUGUUUCAGUAAUAUUUGGCUUUCUGGUCUGCGGUGAGGCUCCGUUUGUUAAAAUGACGAAUGCGGUGUGCAAGUCCUAUAAUCAAUCGUGGGUUGUGGUUCAUUACUGCCGCCUGAAGGCCUAUUCCCGAUCCAAGACCAGCUUGAAUAUAAAUGCCACGUUCAUAGAGCCAGCUAAUAAUAUAUCAGUGCAUGCGAAGACGAUGAAGAGGGCCAAUGGGUAUAAGCCCUUUUUGUUCGACUUCACGAUCGACGCCUGCGAAUUCAUGCGAAGGCGGAACCACCCAGUAGCCAAGAUAGUCUGGAACAUGAUCAAGAAUGUGUCCACCGUCAAUCACACGUGUCCCUAUGAAGGCCUGCAGAUGGUGAGCGAUUUUCACCACAUCGAAGUUCCUAUUCCACUGCCAUCUGGAGACUAUUUGCUUUUGAUAGACUGGUUGUUCGACGGCAAACCGCAGUUUGCCACGAAUGUAUACUUCACAUUUGUUGAGGACUUGUUGCCGACCAGCUCGAAGCACAGAAGGAGCUCCCUGAGUUUCAGAAUUGAUGUUUAGAAGCUAUUCACAAAAGUACGGAACUUGA
Molecule: messenger RNA, 729 nt
Organism: Drosophila yakuba
Lineage: Eukaryota; Metazoa; Arthropoda; Insecta; Diptera; Drosophilidae
Exons: 3
Coding region: 123-701 (192 amino acids)
Source: RefSeq, a predicted model, not a curated record